AUGGCGGUUGCUAUGCGCAUUGCCGCAAAGUUCAACUCUUACUAUGCGGACCGACCAGGUGAGAAUGCCAUCGAUUCAGUUGGCGAUUUGCCUCGUGAAGUCACUAACGAGUCGGCCCAUGCAGUUUUGACCACUAUGGUCACCAACGCGGUGCUCGGUGGAGUCGCAGAUACCGUCGCCCAGUUGAUCACCGCCGUCAAGGCUCGCUCGGCCAUCCGCCAUUCUCCCGACGGCGACAUGAUUUCCAUCGAGAUCCAUGAGAUCGACAAGGAACGGCCACCACCGCUGGGAGAGCUGGGCCAUGCGAAGCACAUUCCGCCUCCAUUCGACUUCGAGCGUCUCACCCGGUUCAUGUCGUAUGGUUUCUUCAUGGCGCCGAUCCAGUUUAAGUGGUUUGGGUUCUUGUCUAGAGCGUUCCCGCUCACCAAGAAGAACCCAACGCUGCCGGCUUUGAAGCGUGUCGCUGCUGAUCAGCUGAUUUUCGCUCCCUUUGGUAUGGACAUUGAUUUCCCAGAGCGCUCUACCAGGGGUGUGAGUGUAAUUGCAGCUAAUGCGGUUAUCGAUCUAGGUCUCGCUUGCUUCUUUACGUUCAUGACUGUCGCGGAGGGUGGAGGCAAGAGAGCGUUAACUCGCAAGUUCCAGGACGUCUAUCUCCCGACCCUGAAAGCCAACUUUGUGCUGUGGCCUGCUGUGCAGAUCCUCAAUUUCCGGGUGGUGCCCAUUCAAUUCCAGAUUCCAUUUGUAUCUACGGUCGGUAUCGCGUGGACCGCAUACCUGUCGUUGACGAACUCGGCCGAAGAAGAGUAA
Molecule: messenger RNA, 807 nt
Organism: Aspergillus clavatus NRRL 1
Lineage: Eukaryota; Fungi; Ascomycota; Eurotiomycetes; Eurotiales; Aspergillaceae
Product: Mpv17/PMP22 family protein
Exons: 3
Coding region: 1-807 (268 amino acids)
Cellular component (GO): cytoplasm; membrane
Source: RefSeq, a predicted model, not a curated record